Staurois parvus is the source of this 371-nucleotide messenger RNA. Lineage: Eukaryota; Metazoa; Chordata; Amphibia; Anura; Ranidae. The record is from the annotation of a GenBank genome assembly.
CAUACAUUAUAUUGCCAAAAGUAUUGAGACACCCCUCCAAAUCAUUGGAUUCAGGUGUUCUAAUCACCUCCUUGGCCACAGAUUUAUAAAAUCAAGCACCUAGGCAUACAGACUGUUUCUACAAAAAUGUUGUGAAAGAAUGGGUCACUCUCAGGAGCUCAGUGAAUUCAAGUGUGGUACCUUGAUAGGUUGCCACUUGUGCAAUAAGUCCAUCUGUGAAAUUUCCUUGCUACCAAAUAUUCCACGGUCAACUGUUAGUGGUACUACAACAAAGUGGAAGCAGCUGGGAACAACAGCAACUCAGCCAUGAAGUGGUAGGCCACAUAAAAUGAGUCAGCGCAUAAGUCUCCAAAUGUCUGCAGAGUCAAUAG